Durio zibethinus is the source of this 516-nucleotide messenger RNA. NCBI's taxonomy places the organism in Eukaryota, Viridiplantae, Streptophyta, Magnoliopsida, Malvales, Malvaceae. The record is from RefSeq and is a predicted model, not a curated record.
AUGAAAAAGAACCGGCCGUUUCUGAAGCUAACAAAGGGCAAAAACAUAAGGAAAAGGAAAACAAAUGAAGAUGAAGAUGAAGACUCCAGAAAUGGCACAUCCCCGUCACACAAUCAGAAGAGGGCUUUGAAGCCUGACAAUAAGUUAUACUUUUCGACUGGAUCCCCCAGGAGUGCUGCUCUCAAUGAAUCAGAUACAGAAUUUGACAAACCGAUUUUUCAAUUUGAGUCUUCGAAGGAACUUCAAGUUCAAAAUGAUAGCAGAGCUACCGCAACCUUAGAAACUGAGACUGAAGGAGGCUUUGAAGGGGAAAGCCAAAGCUCUGUGGGAGAGAAGUUGUAUAAAGGAAAGCAUGGCUAUGUGGAUCAUAAGGCUGCGUUUGAAGGGAGCAGACAGUUGCCAGUGAGAAAGCUGGUGGCUCACGUUAGGGCUUCUGCCCACAUCAGGGUUUCAGAGAGAUUUGAUUAUCAACCUGACAUCUGUAUAGACUACAAAGAAACUGGUUACUGUGGUUAG